AUGAAAGAUUACCGACCAAUCUCAUGUUGCAAUGUUAUCUAUAAGGUAAUAUCAAAGAUCAUCGCAAACCGUUUGAAAGGGAUCUUAUCCAAUCUGAUUGCACUGAACCAAUAUGCUUUUAUCAAAGAUCGACUGCUUGCUGAGAACUUACUCCUUGCAACAGAGCUGGUAAAGGACUACCACAAAGAUUCGAUAUCCUCAAGAUGUGCAAUAAAGAUCGAUAUCUCCAAGGCGUUUGAUUCGGUUCAGUGGCCUUUCUUGCUCAACACUCUCUCAGCAAUGAAUCUCCCGGCACAAUUUAUUCAUUGGAUAAAUCUCUGCAUUUCCACUGCCUCCUUCUCGGUUCAGGUGAAUGGGGAACUGGCUGGUUUUUUUCGAAGUACGCGGGGAUUGCGACAAGGAUGCUCUCUCUCUCCCUAUCUAUUUGUGAUUAGUAUGAAUGUACUAUCCAAACUUCUGGACAGAGCCGCGGGUGCAAACGACAUUGGCUAUCACCCUCGUUGUCAAAACAUAGGUUUAACUCAUUUGAGCUUCGCUGAUGACAUCAUGGUGUUAACAGACGGAAAAAUCAGAUCUGUUGAAGGUAUAAUCAAGUUGUUUGAUGAUUUUGCAAGGUUCUCUGGUUUGAAGAUCAGUCUUGAAAAAUCAACGAUCUACUUUGCUGGUGUCUCACCACAAGUCCGAGAGAGCAUGGCUACUCUGUUUCCAUUCACCUCAGGCCAAUUACCGGUGCGCUACCUUGGUCUGCCUUUGCUCACCAAGUGUAUGACCAGGAACGAUUUCCUCCCUCUGGUAGAAAAGAUCCGCAAGAGAUUACCUCCUGGACGGCUCGGACCAUCUCUUAACGCCAAGAAAGCAAAGAUAGCGUGGCAUGAUGUUUGUAAGCCAAAACGAGAAGGAGGUUUAGGGCUACGACGGCUGAAAGAAGCAAACGCAGUAAGCUGUUUCAAGAUGGUAUGGAGGAUUCUUUCGUCGCAAAACUCAUUAUGGGUCAAUUGGAUAAAGGCGUAUCUAAUCCAACACGAAACUUUCUGGUCGCUGAAGCUAAGUACAAGUACGGGUUCUUGGAUGUGGAGAAAGUUAUUAAAAUAUCGUGAUAAGGCAAGGAGAUUUUUUAAAAUGGAGGUGAGAAACGGGUCUCAGACAUCUUUCUGGUUCGACACAUGGUCUCACAUGGGUCCGUUAAUCAACGUGACAGGGGAGAGAGGCUUCAUAGACAUGGGUUUGGCUCGUGAUGCGACAGUAGCAGAGGCUCUGGGGAUGAGAAGACGAAGGCAUCAUCGCUCAGAAAACCUAAACCAUAUUGAAACCCUACUCAACACAUACCGAGCCCGAGCAGCGGAUGUAAGAGAGGAUGUUCCCUUUGGAAACAAUAAGGCAACGACUACAAAUCUGUAUUUAGCUCCAAGAGGACUUGGAUGCUCAUCAGAAGUGCAGGAGUGGAGAAUAGUUAGCAUGGAGCCGUCUGGUUCCGCCAUGAAACGCCAAAAUACUCUUUCUGUGUUUGGCUAG
Microthlaspi erraticum is the source of this 1512-nucleotide messenger RNA. The record is from the annotation of a GenBank genome assembly. NCBI's taxonomy places the organism in Eukaryota, Viridiplantae, Streptophyta, Magnoliopsida, Brassicales, Brassicaceae.